CUUACCCUCACCCUCACCUGACCCUCUCAUCCCGCGCAAACCGCGCUAUCACAAGCCAUCCCCACACAGUACGGAGUUUUGUGUCGACAUCAACAGAAUGACAACCCACCCGCUCGCCUACCGCACCGCCCAAGCCAUCGGCUUCAGUGGCGCCGCGUGGCUGUCAGGAAAUAUAGCCUCCCUAUCUCUCCUCACCGUUCCCGCCCUCCUCCGCAGCAGCACUACUACCACCACCAACACAAAAUCCAUCCCGCUGAACCUCAUAAUUAAGACAUGGCAUCAAAUCUACGAGUCCGGCAAGGCCCAGAACCCACCUAUCGCAGCAGCCACCGCCACCGCGUUCGUCUACCUCGCCUGGACGGUCUCCCGCGCCGUCGAACCCCCGCAGUUGCUGCAGCGGUUGAGCAACAGUACCAGCACCGUAAGUCCGGCGGCGUGGUACGCUGCAGCGGCGGGAUUGGUGCUGAGUAUCGUGCCGUUCACUGCUGUGGUGAUGCAGGGGACGAAUGCUGCGCUGAUUCGGUUGUCGGAGUCGCCGGCAGAGUUGACGGCGCAGGAGGAGAUGGAGAGUCGCGAGUUGCUGAAGCGGUGGGGGUGGUUGAAUGGGGCGAGGAGUAUUUUGCCGUUGGCAGGGGGAUUAGUUGGUAUUGCGGCGGCUUGUGUUUGAUUUAUAUCCCCCCCCGAGGACUGAAAUUUGUUGGAUAUGAAGUAUUGUAUCAUAUGAUAUGUGAUUCUGCAUAGGCU
Molecule: messenger RNA, 744 nt
Organism: Aspergillus saccharolyticus JOP 1030-1
Lineage: Eukaryota; Fungi; Ascomycota; Eurotiomycetes; Eurotiales; Aspergillaceae
Product: DUF1772 domain-containing protein
Exons: 2
Coding region: 98-667 (189 amino acids)
Source: RefSeq, a predicted model, not a curated record